This is a messenger RNA of Cavenderia fasciculata, 5403 nucleotides long. RefSeq lists its product as uncharacterized. The record is from RefSeq and is a predicted model, not a curated record. NCBI's taxonomy places the organism in Eukaryota, Evosea, Eumycetozoa, Acytosteliales, Cavenderiaceae. The transcript has 4 exons. Bases 1 to 5403 code for a protein of 1800 amino acids.
AUGCAUAUAUUUUCGUUCGAAGAGGAACGCGAUGAAGGAAGUAGGAGAGUGAUCGCAUCAGUAUCAGAGAAGAGUUGGAGGUCUGUGCACAGCCACCCAACCAUUACUCAUCAAGUUAUUAACAGAGAGGCAGGUAUGAAACAAAUAGAUUUAUUAUCAACACCCAAAAAUAUAUUUUUGGGUAUUUUUUUAUUAUUAUCAUGUUUAACCUUAGUUUUGGCUCAAACACCAACCAUUACAAGUAUUAAACAAGAUGGAACUAAUAUUAUCAUUGAUGGAACUGGUUUUGGAACCAAUCCAGCAGUCAUUGUUUUGAAGUCAAACAUUCCAGACAUCACAACUGGAAUUAAUAUUGUAGUACCAGAUACUCAAUUAAAAAUAGCGAUGCCAUCCAACGGUCAAGAUGCAUCUUUCAGUGUCACUGUCGAUGGUGUCUCAUCAAAUGGCCUUGUAGCGUAUUUGACUCCCGUGAUCACAACGUGUACCAGACCACCUACCAAUGGAGGAUCCAUCGUCUAUCAAGGAUACUAUUUCAGAGCCAAUUACCAACCAACUGCACUUUUUAAUGGUACCUCUAUCCCAAUCACUUCUUAUACGUCUGGAACAGCCAAUCUUCUAGCUUCAGUGACAGUCACCGCUCCAGCCGGAACUGGUCUAGUCACAUUGGUUUCCAAAACGGUUACUGGUUAUAGUUCUGCUCCAUACCAGUUAUGGUAUCAGGCCCCCGCCGUCACUAGUGCCGACGCAGGUGCCAAUACGGUCGUUAUCUCUGGUUCAAACCUUGGUGCCAAUGUUGCCAAGAUCAGUUUGGUUGCACCAACCUAUCCACUUGGAACCAAUACCUCUAUUGCUCCAACGGCUGUCUCACACACAACUGCCAUCUUUGAAGUGACCAACGUCAAUGUUUUGAAUGGACCAGCUCAAGUAUCAGUCGACGGCCAAAUGUCGGUACCAUUUACUCUCUCGUUUUAUCCAGUCAUCAAUUCAAUGAACUCGGUUGGUAUGUCCGGUGGCUCCAACAUUACCAUCAAAGGUACCUCGCUGUAUCCAUUUGACAGUCUAGGAAAUGCACUCACAGCGUCUGUCACCAUCGGUGGAAACGAUUGUCCCAUUCUUUCAUCAUCAAUGGACGCCUCCUUUACCUAUCUCGUUUGCCGAGCUCCUGCCGGAACCGGAACCCAAACUGCAAUUGUUACCAUCAAUGGUUUAGCCAGUAAUAACUUUGCCUAUACAUUUGGUGUCCCAGAAAUCACUUCCAUCAUCCAAAGCAACUCAGACUAUGGAAUUACCAUCCAAGGAGCCAAUUUUGGACCAAACAAGGAUGUUGUCACCCUUACCAUCAACUCAAAUGCCGUUUUGAUCACUUCAUUCAAUGAUACUACCAUUGUCGGCACUGUAUGGGCAACGUCCUCGAAUGGAGUCAUCCAAGUCCGAGUCAAUACAAUAUCAUCCGCUCCUUUCCCAAUUAAUUUCAAGCCAGUCAUCACAGCUGUACCUGUGAUCCCAUUAACUGGCGGCACAGUAACCAUCACUGGUAGAUACCUCUCAAUGCUCCGUGCCAACGGAGCCCUUUCUACCAUGUCGAUUUUAUUCAACGGCAAGCCAGCUUCCGCCAGCUCAUCGACUGCCAACUUUGUUGCCUCCUUUUUAACUGUUAUCGCACCCUCGGGUGUUGGUGCCAACCUCCCAUUGACAGUCUCGAUCGAUGGAGUUGUGUCUGAUCCAUUCUUGUUUAGUUAUGAUGCACCAACCAUCUCUUCAGUUGCCCAAGGAGUAUUUCCUGCCAUUACUAUCUUUGGUACAAAUUUUGGAGCUGAUUUGUCAGUCAUCAAAGUAGUUGCCAAUAAUGGCCAAGAAUAUGUUCCAACUGCAUUUGUACCAAACGGCGGAGUAUCAUUUAACUCUCCAGCAGAUCUCAAGAAUGGAGUUAUCAACGUUCGAGUUGGUAAUCAAAUGGCUGCAUCCAAUUCUACUUUAAUUUUGACUCCAGUGCUCACUUCGGUCAAUACUCUCAGUCUUACUGGUGGUAACCUCACUAUCACUGGUGCCUAUCUCAAUACCGUCGAUUACCUUAACGCCCCUCUUAUUGUGUCUGUAGUGUUGGGUAACACUCAACUCACCAACAUUCAAGGCACCGGAUCCACUCUAACUUGUGAAUACCCAACUGGUCUAGGUGGAGCCAGUCUUUUUUUGACUGUUUCCAUUGGUGCCCAAUCAAGAAUAUUAUUUGUCUCUUUCCCAGCACCAAUCAUCACAUCAUCGGUUUUGACUCAAAAUACAACCGAUCGAACGGUUACCGUCACUGGCAAGAACUUUGGAACCAAUUUUGGUUCGAUCCAAGUAUUAUUUGGUGUCCUCAGAUCAGUCACUGACACCACCAUCGUCUUUGUCGUUGCCGAAACAGUUACCAAUGGUCCAUUCACUGUCAAGUCGUUUUCACAAAUCUCAAACGCUGUUACAUUCAACGCCACUCCACUCAUCACUAGUAUGUCAGGUGCUAAAACCCAAGGAUCAACUACUACGCUGCUUGGUAAAUACCUUACAUCUAUGAGAACCAACCAAACUCCUACAGUUGCAUCUAUCCAAAUUGAUGGUGGUGCUCCAAUCACAUCACAAAUUACACUGCAAGGUACCUCGUUAACAUUCCCUCUGCCAGCCGGUACUGGUGCAAAUCAUACUUUGGCACUGACAAUCGAUGGUCAAAUUGCCACCUUUGUAUUCUCGUAUCCAACUCCAACUAUUACUUCAAUUGUCCAAGAAUCAGUUGCCAAUCACUACACCCAAACAAUCAGCAUCUUGGGUACUUCAUUUGGAGCUGUAUCUUCAAACGUCCAAGUAUUAUUUUCCAAACAACCAAAUGUUCAAUGUAGUCAAAUAGUUGCCACCGACACUUUAAUCACUGCAACCCUCCCUACUUUUGUCCUCAGCGAUGUCAUCACUGUCAACGUCUCUGGUCAAAUAUCUUCCAUCUAUUCCCAACCAAUUGGACCAAUUCUCAAAUCAAUCACUUCAGCCGAUGCUGAAGGUGGUGAAAUCAAGAUUGGUGGUCUCUACCUCAAUAAUGUCGAUGCCUUUGGAACACCCCUUCCAAUAGCAGUCUGGUUCCCAAACAAUGUUCCAUGUACCAAUGUUGUAAAGAUUGCCGAUGGUCAGGAUAUGAGUUAUAUCACUUGUCUAGCUCCUCCAGGAAAUGGAAUUAAUGUUCAAGUCACCGUUCAAGUCGUUAAUUUAUUUGACACUAUCAACUUUGCCUAUGGAUCACCAGUCAUCAAUUCAGUUGUCGUCGCCAAUGAUAAUUCAGCAGUCUCGAUCGCUGGAAAGAAUUUCGGUGCCUCACAAGCAGGUGUAGGCAUAUUCUUUGACAAUACUCAACUCCUAACCAUUAUCUAUGUCAACAGUACAUUCCUAGUGGUACCAUCACCCACAGCAAUGAGAAAUGCACUAGUCACUGUCAAACUUGCCGACGGUCGUAUUUCAAAUCCAGUGCCACUCGCAAUCAAGCCACUCAUCACAUCCGUUGCAAAGCCAAUCAAAACAACAGGUGACCAAUUGACCAUUGUUGGAAACUAUCUAUAUCCAACUAGAAUGGAUGGAUCAUCAACCAAUGUCACAGUUGUCAUUGCUGAUCUUAAUCAACAAUGUACCAAUGCCGUAGCCAACGGAGUAUCAAUUAUUUGUACCUCACCUCAAGGUUCUGGUGUCAAUCAUAAUGUCAUUGUCUAUAUUGAUGGAGCACAAUCGCCAUCAUCAGUCACACUCUCAUACAUUGCACCUUUAAUCACCAAUAUUGCCCAACAAGGUAAUAGUGACAAUCUAAUCAUCACUGGUACCAAUCUUGGCCUUGACUUAGCAAAGAUUACAAUCAACAAUCAAAUCAUUGCAACAACAUUGACCAGCGCAACAUCUCUGUCUGCUAAAUUGACAGGUCCAUCAAAGAAUGGAGAUAUUAAAAUCACUGUCGACGGUCAAGUUAGUAAUACUCUACCACUCAAGAUCAAGGCAUUGGUCAGCUCUAUCUCAUCCACCUCACCAUAUGGAGGUGUUGUUGAACUAGUCGGUAAAUACCUUUGGACAACUAGAUUGGAUUCAACUCCAACCACCAUCUCAAUCGAUAUUGGAGGAGUAGAAUGUACAUCACCAGUGGCCGGCGAUGGAAAUGAUGGAACCAAGUUGAAUUGUACUCUUGGUGAUGCCAGUCAAUACGAAUCUGAUGUUGAAUUAUCAAUUGACUCUGUCUAUGCCUAUUCAACAACUGCUUACUACAGUAAUCCACCAGUUCUCACAUCGAUUUCAUCAUCAUUCUACCUCGUAUCAAAUGUCGUCACCAUCGUUGGUAAUGAAUUCUAUCCACAAUCUUAUGUUACCAUUGGAGGUAGUCAAUGUAGUAAUGUUGUAGUUGUCGAUGCUCAACAUAUUACUUGUUUAUUCGAUAGUAAUGUCGGCGACAAUGCAACUUCAACUUUGGAUGUCACUAUUAGUUCUGACAAUUCAGAUGAAAUUUCCUUUGCCAAAGUAUUCAAAUACACAUUGUUACAAUGUUUGAACUCUUGUUCAUCACAUGGAACCUGUGUCACAUCUGGUCAAUGUCAAUGCGACAAUGGAUACACAGGAGCUGAUUGUUCAAUCACAUACACUCAAUCAUUGGUAGCUGGUGACUCUGGAUCAGUGUCAGGAGGUAAAUUCACAAUGUUUAACAAUUCAAUGGAAUUCCUACUUUCACACAUUCAAGAAGUUCGUCAAGACAAUAGUAUCGUUAAAACUAUUCCACUCACCAAAUGGGAUGUCUACAAUGAAUUUGGUAAUACAACUGUUUACAACUCAUCAGCAACCACUCACAACAUUCAACUCUAUGUCACCAAACAUGCAACAUCAUCCAUCCAAUCAUUUAUAGGUGAUGAUCUUGUCAUCCCAUCCAACUCUAUCAAACAUUUUAUGACUAUCGAUAGUUUUACAUUUGAAUCAACCAACUCUUCACUUCGUAUCAUCUAUCAAUUCAAAUCACCAUCAGAUAUUGAAUACAACUGUGAAAAUGAAACCACCAAAUACCAAUACGAUACAUCAUCAUCAAGCACCACCAUCAAAUCAUACAGCAUUGACACACCAGUCGGUACAAUGAUGGCAUCAUUCAGCAACCGUGUAGAAAUCGAUGAAAACUAUGCAAUGGUCUCAUCAAUCCAAGCAAUCACAUCAGUUGAUUCAUCAACACCAUCAACCAACGGUAUCCAAUACAUUGCCAUCCAAGUUCCAUCAUUUGGAGAUUAUGUUGAAAUCGAUCCAAUAUUCUCAGCCACAUCAAAGACUGCACCAUCAACCGAUGCCUGUAUUGUAUCAUCUUCAUCCAUCACCACACCGUCAACCAUCAUUUUAUUUGUAGUAUCACUCAUCUUAUUAUCUAUUUUCUAA